UAAGACGCAAGGAAAGGACGCAAGUGAGGGAAACGGGGAUGCAAUUAAGAGACUUGAGAAGUACCCAGAGAACAGGCCCCAGUCAGCCCUAAUGGUGUUUUUGCAGACAUUAAGGAGGACAGGAUUGUUGAUCAGUACCAGUGACACUUAAACCAUACAUUUAAAUCAUGAUCAAUGAAUUAUACUGCACUAGUGAAAUAUUCUACGUCCUGAGGCUUUAGCCACACUGGCAUUGUGACUUGAUGAAUGGCAUUGUUGGUCUGUCCACCACUUUGGUCCAGACUAAAACUGUUGUGUGUAAAAUGUCUGUGUGUUUUGUUGUGUGCGAGUACAUAUUGUCCUGUCUACAGAAUGAGUUUGUGUGUAUGCCCAUGUCAGAAUUAGAGGCUGAAUGUUAAAUGUCACAGAUAACGCUCUCUAAGAAUCAAAGCCAGGGUGAUAUCUAGUAAGAUGAAAAUAAAGCUAUCCUUGGUUCUAUGUCCUUGUUCUCUCGUCAGCAGAGUCUUAGUCAUUUAUCUUUCAGUGGGCAUUGAGUUCUGUCUACUAACUCUUCAUAAAAGUUCAUUAGUCUUCCUGGUAGCAACUCCAUUGUCAUAAUUGUGUUUGAAGCACUUCUGUGUCAAAUUUAUGUUUCAAAACUCGGCAAAGUAAAAUGUAACAGUAAUGUUGGCUUGAGAUCAAAAGACUGUCAAUAAAGAGAAUGUGGUGACCACUCUCCUUCACAAAUUCCUCUUCUGUAGACAUUGAUCGUUAUUUUGAAAUAUUGCUUAUGAAAUGGUACUUUUGAUUAGGUUUUGUCGUUAACUUUGCUUGAGGAAUGUUGCCCUGCUGUAUAAUCAGAACUAACUUUCUUUUGUUUUGUGCAACAAUCCAGGCCUCAUGGAGCUGGGGACUCAACGGCUGCUGUACACCAGGGAGCUCGAUCCAUGCCCGGUUCCCAGCAAACUACCAUAAAGGGUGGGAACCUUGAUUGCCCUUUGGCCCCUUUUUCCCAUCCCUCCCCCUAAAUUGUCCCAGUGGUGAUAUUGUCCUCUCCCGCCUGUGGCCUGCAAAAUGAUUGGCAAGCUGAAACAGAACUUGCUGGUGGCGUGUCUGGUCAUCAGCUCGGUCACGGUCUUCUACCUGGGCCGCCAUGCCAUGGAGUGCCACCAUCGCAUCGAAGAGCACAGCCAGUUGGGCGGUAUCCUGCCUCUGUCAGCCCUGGGAGGCAGCAUGCGGACCACCUUACGGACAGGCCAGAAUCUUAGCACACCUUUUGUUUACAACAAAGACAUGCCACUCAUCUUCAUCGGCGGAGUGCCCCGCAGUGGGACUACGCUAAUGCGAGCCAUGCUGGACGCCCACCCUGAGGUGCGCUGUGGCGAAGAAACCCGCGUCAUCCCUCGUAUCCUGGCCAUGAAGCAGAUGUGGAGCCGCUCAGGCAGGGAGAAGAUGCGCCUGGACGAGGCUGGUGUGACGGAUGAGGUGCUGGACGCUGCCAUGCAGGCCUUCCUGCUGGAAAUCAUUGUCAAACAUGGAGAGCCCGCCAACUUUCUCUGCAACAAGGACCCUUUUGCUUUGAAGUCGCUCUCCUACCUGGCCAAGAUCUUUCCCCGUGCCAAGUUUGUACUCAUGAUUCGUGAUGGCCGGGCUUCAGUCCACUCCAUGAUCUCAAGGAAGGUAACAAUUGCCGGCUUUGACCUGGGCAGCUACCGGGACUGCCUGACCAAGUGGAAUCGGGCCAUAGAGACAAUGUACACUCAGUGCUUGGAGGCAGCGGACAAAUGCCUACCUGUGCACUACGAACAGUUGGUCCUUCAUCCUGAGAAAUGGAUGAAGACACUGCUGAAAUUCCUUGACGUUCCUUGGAAUGAUGCCGUCCUCCACCACGAGGAGCUUAUUGGGAAAGCUGGAGGAGUGUCCCUCUCCAAAGUGGAGAGGUCCACAGACCAGGUCAUCAAGCCCGUCAAUGUGGAGGCAUUGUCCAAAUGGGUGGGAAAGAUCCCAGCUGAUGUUGUGAGGGACAUGGCUGUCAUCUCCCCCAUGCUGUCCAGACUGGGCUACGACCCACAUGCCAACCCCCCCAACUAUGGCCGGCCUGACCCCAAGGUCCUGGACAACACCAGAAGGGUCUUUAAAGGUGAAUUUCAGCUACCAGAUUUCCUAAAAGAACAAUCACAGAUUCAGAAGUCUGCAGAGAGACCCAACCCCAGUUAGAAGCAGCGAGAAUGCCGUCACCUCAACACACAGGAACCCAGGGGCAGUGGAAUCAUCGUGUCGCCCAUCUCACCGCGAGGAAGGCCUCGGCACGUUUCAAAGGUCACAGCAGGACCGUCUCCUCACCAGAGACCUUUUGGCCUUCGAUGUUGUGCAACAUAUGAUACUAAUACUUCUCACAACCACAGAAUGUCUGCUGAUUGUUAUUUUUUUGUGUCACAUCACGCUCAUGGAGUUUUAAAAAAAUGAUUUCUAGCUUUUUAGAAAAAUAUCUCUGUGAUUCUGUUGUAAGAAACUGCAGUGAACCGAUAUCGCAAGAAGCAUUUAUGAAUGGAAAAUGAGCUUUUGGAGGAUGCCAUACCUAUUUUAAUGUUACUUUUUUCAUGCCUUUGUAUUGUGAAACCUCAUGGGUACUGACAUGAUAAACUUUUUUUUUUUAAACCUGUUGUCAGUCUGGUUUUAUGUGCUUAUUUGUAAAAAGAAAAUGAAACAAAGAGGAGAGUAAAAAUACCUGGACACUGAAAUUACAUUUAAAAAACAAAUCUGGUAAGUCCUGAUAAUUGCAGUUCUAAGUACUAUAAUCCUAUGAUAGUCUACAAUCGACUCUUUACAUCACACAGUCAUUUGAUCUGUCGUUGAUGUGAAACUGUUGAGUAGCAGCGUUCAUGUCUUUGAGGAGAACAAUUAUAAACCAAAAGGAACACAUGCAGAGCUUCAAAGGUUCAAAGGAAAGCGAGCAGCCUCUUAUUUAAUAAUACAUUACAUUCAAGUAAGAUCUUUACCAAGACAUAUUUGAAAUCUCAGUGUACAACAUUUAAAAAAAAACACUAAACUGUUAACAUGUAAGAUAGUCUGCAAACAUUGCAUUGCAAGUAUAAACCUCAGAGCUGCUUAUGUUGGUUUUAGCAGCUCUAAUGAGGUAGACUAUGUAUAAAGAUAAUAUAGACUGAUGAAAGCAUUAUAUACAUAUAUAUAUAUAUAUAUUGGUGCUGGGCAAC
Messenger RNA from Anarrhichthys ocellatus (wolf-eel), 3194 nucleotides. RefSeq names its product tyrosylprotein sulfotransferase 1 (gene tpst1). Gene Ontology annotation, cellular component: Golgi apparatus. Gene Ontology annotation, biological process: peptidyl-tyrosine sulfation. The transcript has 5 exons. The coding region runs from base 1054 to 2196 and encodes 380 amino acids. Gene Ontology annotation, molecular function: protein-tyrosine sulfotransferase activity. Lineage: Eukaryota; Metazoa; Chordata; Actinopteri; Perciformes; Anarhichadidae. The record is from RefSeq and is a predicted model, not a curated record.